AUGCGGAUAAGAGAGCAUGAGGCAUAUCCUUCCUUAGACGAGCAAGAGAAGCCUAAGGAGGAACAAAUUGCUUGGUUCCUGGAAAUCCUCAGGAAGCUGAAAUCUAACUCCUCUCAAGCCGAGGAAUUAGAGAAGGAACCCCCUUCCAUGGUGUGUUUGAAGGCCUCAAAGGGAUAUGAGACUGUGGUACUGGCCAAGGAAUGCAGUGCCUUGGUUCAAAAGAAGCUCCCUCAAAAGUGGCCUGAUCCUAGAAGCUUCUUGAUUCCCUGCACUAUAGGGACCAUCACCUUUGAGAAGGCACUGUGUGACCUUGGCUCAAGCAUCAAUCUUAUGCCUCUCUCUGUGAUGAAGAGGCUGGGAAUUCAAAAUGUACAGCUUGCCAAGAUCUCACUGGAGAUGGCAGACAAGUCCCUGAAAAUGGCAUAUGGCAUGGUAGACGACGUCCUAGUGAAGGUUGAAAACCUUUACCUCCCUGCUGAUUUCGUAAUCCUAGACACUGAAAAGGACAGAGAUGCCCCCAUAAUCUUUAGAAGGCCUUUCCUUGCUAUUGUAAAGGCUUUGAUAGAUGUGGAAAAGGGAGAACUAGUCCUCAGAUUGUGA
Molecule: messenger RNA, 600 nt
Organism: Arachis stenosperma
Lineage: Eukaryota; Viridiplantae; Streptophyta; Magnoliopsida; Fabales; Fabaceae
Exons: 1
Coding region: 1-600 (199 amino acids)
Source: RefSeq, a predicted model, not a curated record